CUCGUGCGGUGAAGAAAGGAGCCGCGUUCUCGUGUUGAUUACUUAAUUGGAGCAUUACGUGGGGAAAGCCACAACAGAGCCGCCACCGGAAACGUCCAUGCGGGAGAGGGGUCCCAGUUUCCAGGACCGGCACUGCGCCUCCUAUUAUAACCCAAGGGUUGUCUUAUACGUGGGAGACGUGAACGCAUAUCAUGGCAAUCUUGACAUCAGCCUUGUGGAAACAAUGGCCUGUAAAAGAUGCGAUAAACCCCGCCGCGACCGUAUUGCUCAGCAACAGCCCCGUCCGUGCCUGAAUCCCAAUGUGAUCGAGCCCUGGCGAGGGCUGGCGAGGCAUAAAAGCGCACAAUAUGCACGGCCGGGUCUUGACCCCCAAAUUUCCCGAUCGAGCCAGGCCGGGAGAUCGCCGGUCCAAGCCAGAAGGAAACCGCCGGCGUUUUGGCGUUGGCGUGAUCGUAAUGAUGAUGAUGAUGAUGAUGAUGCGGCUGCAACUGCGACAGAAGGAGAAAUCAAAGACACGAAAAUGGGCAUGAAGCAUGGAAGUAGUCAGAUUUGUCUUGGUGUAAGACAGCUCACAAGUCUAGCGAGGCGGGGCUGGGAAGAUGUGUCUUGCAGAAAAGAAAUGGCGCCUUGUUUCAGAUCGGAUCGUGCAGAGCAACGUGGAGGCACGACCAGAGGAGCUUGGCUGGGCCUGUCCUGGUGCAACACAUGAGAAAUAGACAGACCCCUACAUGCCCUCGACGGCGUACGAAGGAACUGAGUCAGUAUUCCGAUGAUGGGGAAAUUUCCAAGUCAAG
Messenger RNA from Pseudomassariella vexata, 794 nucleotides. RefSeq lists its product as uncharacterized. The transcript has a single exon. The record is from RefSeq and is a predicted model, not a curated record. NCBI's taxonomy places the organism in Eukaryota, Fungi, Ascomycota, Sordariomycetes, Amphisphaeriales, Pseudomassariaceae. Bases 98 to 709 code for a protein of 203 amino acids.